AUGUCACGGUGCAUUCGGGCACGACAGGCUUUGGUGGCUCGUCCAAAGCCAGAGAAGGUUGGGCGAGGCCAUGAUGACAGCGUCGACGUCUACAACAUGAUGUUCGGAGGUUGGAACCAGCCAAGGGCAGGACGGAUUAAAGAUGCAAACGCUGAUUCGGUCGUGCAGAACCGAGUCACAACAACGUCAUUGGCGCCAACGCGGGCGAUGGGGGACCGUGAUAUGUGCAACCUGCAGAUGUUAACAGACUUGGCUAUAUGA
Molecule: messenger RNA, 261 nt
Organism: Penicillium macrosclerotiorum
Lineage: Eukaryota; Fungi; Ascomycota; Eurotiomycetes; Eurotiales; Aspergillaceae
Exons: 1
Coding region: 1-261 (86 amino acids)
Source: RefSeq, a predicted model, not a curated record